UGUCAUGAUUAUUUUCAUAUACGUGUGCAAUGAUUUUAUACGCACUGCAGUGAAUCAAAGAAUACGCAUUAUAUUUACAGUAAAAAUCAAACACCAAAAAAUAAUAAUGAUAAAAUAAUAAUAUGAAAUAAUAAUAACAGUUAUAUAGUUGUAUUAAAAAAAAAAAAAAUUAAAUAUAUAUGUGUUAAAAUUUGGGUUGGGUUAUCAAUUGAAUAAAAAAUAAAAAAAAAAAAAAAACGUUACUACGCAAGGUUUUUUAAUUUUUUUUUUAUGUAAAAUUAAAAAUAAUUAAUAAUAAAACAAAAAAAAUAAACAAAACAAAAAACAAUAAUAAUUGUUGUUAAAAAUAAAUAUUAUUUAUUGUUUUAUUUAUAAACAAAACAAUAAACACUUUUUUGUGUAAUUUAAUUGUUAUUUUUUUUGUUUUUUUUUUCAAUUUUUGAUUGUUAAUUUGAGAGGUGAUUAGUUGUUGUUGUUGUUGUUUUUAUUUUAUAAUUUUUUGUGUAAAAUAAAAAUGCCGGAUUCAGAUGCUGUUUAUCAGCCAACAACUGUUGGUUACACAUAUGAACAUGGUGGUGAUGGUGGUGAUGUUAAUGGAGCUGCUAGAAUAAGAUCUGGUUUUUCACGAAUAAUUUAUAGAAAUAAAGUCAGUACAAGAAAAUGGCUUGAAUGGGUAUUACUAUCAGUUGCAUUAUGUGCAACUGUUGCUGGUUUAGCAACGACUCUUGUUAAUUUAUUGACAUCUGGAAGUGGUCCAGUUGUUGCACCAGGAAAUCAGGAUGACAAGGAUGAUUCAACUGAAAGUAAAAUUGAAGAUACAUCAAGAGGAUCAUUAGCUAUUGGUUGUAGUAUUACCUUGAUUGGCAUUGUCAUUGGAGCAGCAUGGAUCUGGUUAAGAUUCUUCAGAAAUGAUGGAAAAUCACAAAGAGGAGGCAUGGGUCGUGUCAGUGGUCAGAUGUUGGGCGGUUUGAAUCCAUCAACUGACUUGCUGGUGGGUUCAACUUCGCAGUACGGACCAGUACUAACUGAGGUGCCGAGCCAGAUGACGACAACAACAAAACAAACAAAUAAUGAUACACAUGUCAUACCAAUGUCUGAUCAAGAAGAAGAAACUCACACACUUAUGCAAGAUCCUGGAUCAUUAACAACUCCAUCAAUUAAUGGAAAUAAAUCAACUGCAACAAGUCAAAUAACAGCCUGAUUAAAAAAAAUCAAAUUCGUACUCGAUUGGUUUUAAAACCUUUUUAAAAAAAAACAAACAAACAAUUGUAGAUUUAAAAAAUUAUGCAGAUUUACUGCUAUUAUUCACUCAUUUAUUAUGUCAAAUAUAAUUUUUAUUUUUUAUUAAUACAACUUUUUAAUUAUCAUUUUUUUAAUAAUAAAUAUUUUAGAUUUUAGUGAGCUCUGUGAUCCAUUGCACAACGAUUCAAAUUAAAAUGAAAAAAUAACACAAAUUAAUUUAAAUGACACAAAUGAUUCUGAAAGUAUGUACUUCAAUAUUAAUUUUAAUUUUUUUAUAAAAUAAUUUCUGCCACAUUAUUGUUUAUAUUGUUUUUUUUUUUUUUAAUUUUUAU
Messenger RNA from Aphidius gifuensis, 1574 nucleotides. RefSeq lists its product as uncharacterized. The transcript is spliced from 3 exons. The record is from RefSeq and is a predicted model, not a curated record. Bases 515 to 1201 code for a protein of 228 amino acids. Lineage: Eukaryota; Metazoa; Arthropoda; Insecta; Hymenoptera; Braconidae.